CCGACACCAAGCUGUAAACUCGAGCUCCCCCACACUGCGAGUCCGCCCAAAACUCCAAAAGCUCUGCGCUUUCUGCCCCCCCUCCUCUCCUCUCCUCUCCCCGAGAUCCCAUCCAUGGUGGCGGCCGCCGCGCGUCGCCUCCGGAUCUGAGCCCCUUCCAUACCAGCCACCGCGGGAUAUUUUCCCUAGCGCUUCCGCUUCGCUGGUCCGGCCGCCGCACGGGUUCUUUGCCGUGCAAGAUUCGCCGCUCAGUUUUCGUGGAGUCGGUAGCGGGUGGUCGGUAGUUGUCCGUGGCUCGGCCGGGCAUGGGUUCCUGAAACCGGGGUCUUUGAUGCUAGCGGUGGGCGCCGCCGGUCUCCUGCCGUCAUGUGGAAGCAGUUUCUUGGCAAGAUCUCGCGGAAGUCCCCCAAAUCCAGCGGGGCCGGGGGCGGGGGCUCGCCGCCGGCGAAGUCCCCGUCGUCGCGUGGCGCCGCCAAUGGGGCGGAGGCGGAGCUGAGCGCUUCGUCGCCGGCGGCCUUCCCCGCGCCGUCCGGGGCGGAGACCAGGGAGGACGUGUUCCUCCGCAAGCUCAACGUCUGCUGCGUGGUGUUCGACUUCGCCGCCGAGCGGGGGAGGGACUCGCCGGAGGUGGAGAGGAAGCGGCAGGUGCUCGUGUCCCUCGUCGACUGCGUCUCUGCGGCCGAGGAGCCCCUCACGGAGGCGAUGCUGUCGGCCUGCGUCCGCAUGUUCGCCAUCAACCUCUUCAGGGUCUUCCCGCCCAAGCUCCGCUCUGGUGCCAGUGCCGCCGCCGACGAGGACGAGCCGUUCUUUGACCCCUCGUGGUACCACCUCCAGGUCGUGUAUGAAUUGCUCCUACGGUUCGUCAUGUCCCCGGUCGUCGAUGUCAAGGUUGCUAGGAAGUACAUGGACAACUCCUUCAUCUCUAGGCUUCUUGACCUCUUCGAUUCUGAUGAUCCUAGGGAGAGGGAAUGCUUGAAGACAGUGCUGCACAGGAUAUAUGGGAAAUUUAUGGGCAAUCGCCCCUUCAUUCGCAAGGCUGUGAGCAACAUCUUCUAUAGGUUUGUGUUCGAGACAGAUCACCACAAUGGGAUUGCCGAGCUACUGGAGGUGUUUGGGAGUGUGAUUAGUGGCUUUGCAAAGCCAUUGAAGGAGGAGCAUAAGUUGUUUCUAUGGAAGGCGUUGAUUCCACUUCACAAACCAAAGACAGUUGGAGUAUAUUUGCCACAGUUGACAUACUGCAUUACACAGUUUAUUGAGAAGGAACCAAAGCUCACAGGGACUGUUAUCAGAGGCCUUCUGAAGUACUGGCCGGUGACGAACAGUCAGAAGGAGAUGAUGUUCUUAGGCGAGUUGGAGGAGGUGCUGGAGCUGACAGAAAUGGCAGAUUUCCAGAAGUGUGUGGUUCCUUUGUUCCGCAGGAUCGCGCAGUGCCUGAAUAGCUCCCAUUUUCAGGUUGCUGAAAGGGCCUUAUUCCUGUGGAAUAAUGAACAUUUGUUCGACCUGAUCUCCCAAAAUCGUCAAGUGAUCCUGCCGAUCAUCUAUCCAGCUCUGGAGAGGAAUGCCCGUUGGCACUGGAACCAGUCAGUUCUAAAUGUUACAAUGAAUGUCAGGAAAAUGUUCUUAGACAUGGAUGAGAGAUUGCUGUUGGCUUGUCAAACCAAUUUCCAAGAGGAGGAAAAGAAGCGAGCUGCAUCUGAGGAGCGAAGAAGGCUUGUAUGGGAGCACCUUGAGAGGAAUGCUGCAUUUCAUCCAGUAACCGGAGACAUUGGGUUUGCAGUUCCUCCUACAUCUGCUCCUCUGGUAGCUCCCACUAUGACAUGAUUAAUCAUGGUCUCAGAUGUAAUUCAUACUGCUUGAUUGUUAGCUAGGUAUGGGUGUUUGGUGUUGCGCAAGGAAUUUUGUUGCCUUUGUAAGCCCCUUGUGCCAAGUCUGUAAUUAAUAGUUGCUGGUUUGACAAUGAAUGCUUGAUUCUUUGGUGUACUCUCAAGUUAUGGUCAUAUCUUUCUGUCCCAACAUAAUGCCCAGUUCUACUUGGCAGGAGGGGGUGAAAAAGUGUUUCCUUGGAAAA
Molecule: messenger RNA, 2068 nt
Organism: Sorghum bicolor (sorghum)
Lineage: Eukaryota; Viridiplantae; Streptophyta; Magnoliopsida; Poales; Poaceae
Product: serine/threonine protein phosphatase 2A 57 kDa regulatory subunit B' kappa isoform
Exons: 2
Coding region: 367-1821 (484 amino acids)
Biological process (GO): signal transduction
Cellular component (GO): protein phosphatase type 2A complex
Molecular function (GO): protein phosphatase regulator activity
Source: RefSeq, a predicted model, not a curated record